Messenger RNA from Asterias rubens (European starfish), 496 nucleotides. Its product is annotated as migration and invasion enhancer 1-like. The annotation marks the transcript as partial. The record is from RefSeq and is a predicted model, not a curated record. The transcript is spliced from 3 exons. Lineage: Eukaryota; Metazoa; Echinodermata; Asteroidea; Forcipulatida; Asteriidae.
GGGUAUUUUCCCCGCUUCAAUUACCUGGUGGAUGACCUUCGUGCAUCAGUUCCUGAGGCAGUGGUCAAAGGUCAAGUUGGUAGAACAGCUUCAUUUGAAGUAUUCCUAAAUGGCCAGUUGUUGUACUCCAAACUGGAGAAUGGUAGAUUUCCAAAUAAUUUUGAGAUUGUCGAUGCCAUAAAGAAAUACAGCGGGGAGGGAAAUGUCAAAUCUAUUGCAAUCAACCAGACAAGGACUUGCAGUCUUCUGUAAAAAGAAAACCCAAAUGGCAAAAUAAUUGGAUGUACACAGCACUAUACAGACACUAGCCACAAUGCUAGACUUGUGGACAGGUCGUUAAGGGUCUGCCACUUUGAGAUAGUCGAGUUGUGUGUUCUCAGUUGCUCUGCGAACUGCUGGCUGCCGACUUCUACUAAUUGGACCGUAGUCGUGAGAGCUGUAGUCUCGCGGGGCCAGCAGUCUCGCGAGAAUAUCGCAGGGAGAUUGGAAUAGAGUC